Messenger RNA from Ricinus communis (castor bean), 2066 nucleotides. Its product is annotated as AMSH-like ubiquitin thioesterase 1. Gene Ontology annotation, biological process: protein K63-linked deubiquitination; protein K48-linked deubiquitination. The record is from RefSeq and is a predicted model, not a curated record. Gene Ontology annotation, cellular component: membrane; endosome. The coding region runs from base 201 to 1811 and encodes 536 amino acids. Gene Ontology annotation, molecular function: protein binding; metal-dependent deubiquitinase activity; K63-linked deubiquitinase activity. The transcript is spliced from 14 exons. Lineage: Eukaryota; Viridiplantae; Streptophyta; Magnoliopsida; Malpighiales; Euphorbiaceae.
UUCAAACCAAAAAAUGACUUUCUUGUUGUUAUCGUGUCCUUGCUCUGUCUCUCUGCUCGUUUAGCAAGCCAUUGACAACCUUUCUUUGAACUGGAGUCACGAGCACAGUACUCACCGAUCCGAACUGUAAAUACCGGUUUCUGUUUGGUCAACGGGAAAAUUGAAAGAUAGAAUUGGAAAAUUUCAAGUACAAAGGGAAAAUGAGGUCGUCUUCUGCUCCCGGUAGAAUAAAUAUCGCUACCAGUGCUCAAAAGAUCGAUGUUGAUAAUCGGAUUUCUCUCCGGUUUUACUACCGAAUCGCUGAUAAUAUUCUAAAGCAGGCGGACAUCUUUCGAGAAGAGAAAAAUAUUAUAGACCUUUAUAUUAUGCUUUUGAGGUUUUCAAGCUUGGUAUCAGAAACGAUACCAUGCCAUCGAGACUAUAGGACAUCCCAACAAAGCAAGAAAAUAUAUUUGAAACAGAAAUUGUUGAAUGCUGUGAAGGAGUUGGAGCAGUUGAAGCCAGCAGUGCAGCAAAAGAUCAAUGAAUUGAAUAGAAAACAUACACAUCAAGUAAAUGGGUGGGGCUCUGUGAAUCAAAAUGAUUCGUUAGAGUGGCCUCCUGUCAAAAAGAAAACCUUGACUGGUUAUGAUGCUGGUGCAACAAAGGCAGUGAUACCAGCUGCACGAGAAUUUGUCUAUCAUGGUUCAAGAACUCAGCAAUUAUCAUAUGCUAGGCCAGUGGGGGAGCAGUUCCGGAAAAUGUCUUUAAACUUUCCACAACCAAAGGAGGAGACUCUGUCCAGACAUUCUAUACUGGGUCCAAAUGGGCUUCAGGGGCAAUGGCAACCACCUAAGAGUGAUAAAGGAGUCUGGUAUCCUAGCAACAUAGACCUCAGUCCGGUUGAAAUCCCUAGCCUGCAGCAACCUACAGAAAAUGGAUUUGCAGUGAAAAAGGACUCCAGCAAUUCACAACCACAUAACUUGCAGCAGUUCGAAGAAAAUGGACUCGCACUAAAAUUAGAUAGUAGCAGCUCAGAACUCGAAACAUUAAGUUCACAAUCAGUUCUCACUGUGAAUGAUAAUAGUCAGACGAGCCGUGUUGAAGAACUGAGUCCGAUGAUUUCUUUUGAAACAACAGAAACCCCUGUUCAGACAGAUCUGAUUAGACAGCCUUCUCCUCCAGCUGUGCUUGCAGAAGUACAAGACUUAAUACCUGCAAUGUCUCCCCAAGCUACUGAAGCAGAAAAUAAAAUGGACAUUUCUUCACCUGAUGAUAUUGUCCGUUCUGAAUCUCCCCUGCAACUGCACAUUUCGACCACAAUGAUGGAGAAUUUCAUGAAGCUGGCAAAGGCCAAUACUGAUAGGAAUUUAGAAACUUGUGGUGUCCUAGCUGGUUCACUGAAAAACAGAAAGUUCUAUGUUACAGCUCUUAUCAUCCCAAAGCAGGAGUCCACAUCAGAUUCAUGUCAGACCACAAAUGAAGAGGAAAUAUUUGAAGUGCAGGAUAAGCGAUCUUUAUUCCCCCUUGGGUGGAUACAUACGCAUCCUACACAGUCUUGUUUCAUGUCUUCAAUUGAUGUUCACACCCAUUAUUCGUAUCAGAUUAUGUUGCCAGAAUCCGUUGCCAUUGUCAUGGCGCCAAGAGAUACUUCAAGAACCCAUGGCAUUUUUCGGUUGACAACCCCUGGUGGCAUGUCAGUUAUAAGAAACUGCCAGCAACGUGGAUUUCAUCCGCAUGAUCAACCUCCAGAUGGUGGGCCCAUCUACAAGACCUGUACAGAUGUCUAUAUGAAUCCCAACCUAAAGUUUGAUGUCAUUGACCUUCGGUGAUCUUAUAUGUGCCAUUUUAAUGGCUGAUGUUUUGGUAAUGCAAUUGUUCAUAGUCAUCAUACAAUUCAUUUAUGGCGAGUGGCUUUACCAUUGGUCCUUAAAUUGUAAAAAUUCUUGCCUUUUGCAAAGAAGAGGAUAUUAGUACAUUACAAGUGCCUGUAUACUAGUACAAAUCAGUCCAUCACUGGGAACUGAAAAUCAUACAUUUGAGUUUUCUGACAAGCAAAUUCUCUCAACUCGAGAUCUUGUAACCAA